AUGAGCGGCCUACUCAAGCUGCUCUUCACCCGCCUGACCCUCCCGCCGGCCGCCGCCAUCGCGGGCAAGACAGUGCUCAUCACCGGCGCCAACACCGGCCUCGGCCGCGAAGCCGCCCGCCACGCCGCCAGUCUCGGCGCAGACACCAUCAUCAUGGGCGUGCGCUCGGUCGCGAAGGGCGAGGCCGCCAAGGCCGACAUCGAGUCCAGCCUGGCCGCCGCCAGUACCGGCACCACCACCACCACCACCACCACCAGGUUCCUCAUCUGGCCGCUCGACAUGGCCUCCUUCGCCAGCGUGCGCGCCUUCGCCGCCCGCGUCCGGCAGCACGUCCACGACGACCACGGCCGCCUCGACAUCGCCAUCCUCAACGCCGGCAUCGCGUCCUCCAACUUCACCGCCACCCCAGACGGCUGGGAGACCAGCCUGCAGGUGAACGUGCUGUCCACGGCGCUGCUGGCGCUACACCUGCUGCCCUUGCUCCAGCGACGCGCCAGCAACAACCAGCCCGAGCACCGCCCGCACCUGACAAUCCUCACCAGCGACAUCCACGCGACCGCCCGCUUCGCCGAGCGCAGCAACACCCCCAUCCUCACCGCUCUCAACGACCGCGCCCAGUGGGCGCGCUCCCAAACCACCGCCGGCGCAGCCGAGCGAUACGCCGUGACCAAGCUGCUGGACCUGUUUCUGGCGCAGGCGCUCGCACACCACACCACCGCCCAAAAAGGAGGCACCGCAACAACUGGGGAAGAAGGGGUAGCGGGAGCGGGAGCGGGGGUGGUGGUGAUCAACGCGGUGGCGCCGGGGUUCUGCAAAUCCGAGCUGCUGACGCGGGAGCAGUCGUCGUCGGCGGCGCCGCCGCCGUUGGCGCUGCUGCUGCUGCGGGUGGUGCAGGCGCUUGUGGCGCGGCCGGUGGCGGAGGGGAGCAAGACGCUGGUGCAUGCGGCGACGGCGGGGGUGGGGAGUCAUGGGGCGUACCUUGAUCAUCAGGCGAUUGCGUCGCCCGGCGGACUGGCGGCGGGUGCCGAGGCGGCUGGGCUGAGGGACAAGCUGUGGGCGGAGAUCAUCGCUGUGCUGAGAGAGGUCGAUCCCGAUGUGGUGGCCGGAUUCUGA
Messenger RNA from Thermothielavioides terrestris NRRL 8126, 1113 nucleotides. RefSeq lists its product as uncharacterized. The transcript is spliced from 3 exons. The record is from RefSeq and is a predicted model, not a curated record. NCBI's taxonomy places the organism in Eukaryota, Fungi, Ascomycota, Sordariomycetes, Sordariales, Chaetomiaceae. Bases 1 to 1113 code for a protein of 370 amino acids.